Messenger RNA from Mytilus trossulus (common blue mussel), 2829 nucleotides. RefSeq lists its product as uncharacterized. The record is from RefSeq and is a predicted model, not a curated record. NCBI's taxonomy places the organism in Eukaryota, Metazoa, Mollusca, Bivalvia, Mytilida, Mytilidae. The transcript has 6 exons. The coding region runs from base 1 to 2829 and encodes 942 amino acids.
AUGAAUAGUAAUUGCAAUGUUGAAGCUUCUGAGUCUACAAAUGCUGAAUUUAUAAUGGAAGAAACAAAAGAAGAGAUUUCACAAAUUGAUGGUUAUGGUGAAGUCACACAAUGCAAACAGACAGUACAGGGUGCAAAGAAAGCUGCAUUUUUACAGAUUGAUGAGGAAAAUUUGCAAACAAACUGCCUUAGCAUGGACAGCAUGGACGACUGCAUAUCAGAAUCUGUGUAUUCACAGUCAUCUCAAUAUUCAGAGUGGCAAGAUUCACAGGAAAGUCCAUCAAGAAAAAGGAAAAUGUCACUGAAUUCUUUUCUGGAAACAGUAGAUAUAAGUCCUGUGAAAAAAACGUUAACUGUUGACUUUGAUCUUGCAUCUGAGAGGACAAAAAAUGAUUAUGUCAGGAAAGCAAAAAGAAUAAUGCACAGUGUACUUGGUAUAUUGGUUCCACAACAGGAAUCACUAUUUGAGGAGGUUCUAUAUGAAUCUAAUGCAUACAAAGAUCAGACUCUUGAGUCAUUUUCAAAAGCAUAUAGCAGUAUGUCAAGUUGGGGAACACAGAGACAAAUUCUCUCUCUUCUAGUACAAGAUUACAGUUACAAUCAACUCAAAGACUAUAUUCCAGAUUUGUCAAGAUACAAAUUUUCAUCUGCUCGUAAACAUGCUGAGGUUGUUGGUGUUGGCAAGCCAGUUUUACAGAAAAAACAAUUUAGAGAAAAGGCUACUAUUCAACAGAUAGAAAACUUUUUAGAGUUCAUACUUUCACCAGCUAUAAUGACUGAUUCACCAUUUGGAGAAUGCACUUAUAAAAUCUCAUCUGGUAUUACACUCAAAGUUCCUAAGAUUAUUCUAAAUAGUGUACGUACAAGAACAGUAACACUGUAUUUAAAGUAUUGUGAAGAAACCCAGAACGCUGAUAUUCUAUCUGAAAGGACUUACAUGAGACUGCUUGAAGCCAUUGAGCCUAAUGUGAGAAAGUCCAUGAAAGGUUUAGACAAUUUUGCUGCUGAUGGUAGCCAGGCUUUCGAUAACCUGAAAAGUGUGGUAAUGACAUUAGGAAAAGAAGGUAAAGGACAAGAAUGGGCAGAAAAGAUCAGCAAGCAGCUCAUGGAAGGGAAGCAGUAUUUAAAACUGCACUACAAGUUACAUGUUAGUUUGGACUCAGAAGUUCCUGAUCAUUGUGGCAGAUUUGGCCUGUCAUCUGAAGAAAACAGUUUCUGUAGUAAAUGUACACAUACCCAUCAUCUUUCUUGUAAUGACUGUGAAGCUCUGACCACAACUUUGAAAUUGAUAGAGGAUGCUGCAGAUAGCAUAACAUAUACAAACCAAGAACAACAAGAUGACACAAAAUACAUUAUUGUACAGGGUAUUAAAACAAUUAUAGAGUGGAAGAAACACAUUGUGAGAUCUGUCAACCAAGACAGGGCAAGGGGGAAAGUUUUAGACACAUUGCAACCAAAUGAAGCUUUAAUUGAAAGAGACUGGGCUAUGAAAUUUCUUCCAUUACAGUAUAGAGAAUCUCAGUCUAAUUGGUUUGCCAAACGUGGUCUUUCCUGGCAUGUCAGUGUCAUAACAUUCCAAGAAAAAGAAGGAAAAAACAGUUUGACAGUUCUGCACAUCUUUGAUACUGCUACGCAAGAUGCUGUCACUUCCAAUGCUAUAUUGAAAGACCUACUACACCAUGUCAAUUCCACUAUCAACAAUGUUGACACUCUGUAUUUAAGAUCGGACAAUGCUGGAUGUUACCAUUCAUCAUAUGGCAUAUUGUCAGUCACUGCUCUGAAUGACAAUCCGUACAAUAUAAAAGUAAAUAGGAUGGACUUUUCUGAUCCACAAGGUGGAAAGUCAAUUUGUGACAGAAAGGCUGCCCAUGUCAAAGCAUGCAUAAGAAGAUAUGUAAAUGAAGGCAAUAAUGUAAUUACAGCUAUAGAAUUCAAGUCAGCUGUAGAAAAAACAAUGAAAAAUGUUAAAGUAGUUGUUGCAUUGCCACCUAGUCCCAUCAAAAGUUCAAAAACAUCCAAGAUUGAAAAUAUAAGUUUUCUGUACAAUUUUUUCUUUUCAAACAAUGAAAUUACAGCUUGGAAGCAAUUCGAAAUUGGCAUUGGCAAAGUUUUCUCUUCCAAAUCUUUAAAUGAAAUUCCAUCUCUUGUUAAAAAAUGUGAAAGUACUGUGAUAUGGAGAAUCAUUGCUCAAUCAUCCUUGAAUACAAGCAUUCCAGUACCUGUAACUAGAAAUGAAGAGCUCGAAGAAGAAGACAACAUUUGUAGUAAUGUAUUUACAUGUCCUGAAGACGGUUGCAUUGCAACAUUUUUGAAAUAUGGACAAUUAUGUAACCACCUCGACAGAGGUAAACAUACCUUCCCUAAGAAUAAUUUGAAUAUAAAGGAGCGUACACAAAUCACACAUGCUUCUUUAAUGGAAAGCAAAAGUUCUGCUGAAAAAGUACUUCAUUCUGGUACAACACAUGCAUUACAAGCAGAAUCUACAUUAAAGAAAGGAUGGGCAUUAAAGAAUAAGCGAGAGGUGAAGAGAUUUUCAAAAGAGCAAAUAGAAUAUAUGACAGAGAAAUUUCAGUUUGGUGAAUCUACUGGAUAUAAGUGUGACCCAGAUGAUGUGGCAAAAGAGAUGAGACAUGUAAAGAACAGUAAGGGCAUCCGGAAAUUUCAACUUGAACACUUUCUUUCUCCUUCUCAAAUUGCUAGUUUUUUUAGCAGACUUUCACUAAAAAAAAGACAAGCAUCAAAUACUGUUUAUGACGAUUGUGAUAUGAUAGCAGAAGAAUCAAGAACUGAGAUGUCUCAGCUAACUGUAUUAGCAAAUACUGUACAGUAA